Messenger RNA from Eruca vesicaria subsp. sativa (arugula), 918 nucleotides. Lineage: Eukaryota; Viridiplantae; Streptophyta; Magnoliopsida; Brassicales; Brassicaceae. The record is from the annotation of a GenBank genome assembly.
AUGGCAGAGUACUUGGUAACUGGAGGGACAAGCUUUAUAGCCUCACAUGUUGUAAAGGCACUUCUCGACUUGGACCAUUUCGUAAGAACAAUUGUUAGAGACUCCUCAGACGAAGAGAAGGUUAGGUUUUUGUGGGAGUUGCAAGGAGCAAAAGAAAGAUUGAAGAUUUUCGAAGCCGAUCUAACGGUGGAGGGAAGCUUUGACGAGGCAGUCAAAGGUGUUGACGGAGUCUUCCACAUCGCCUCUCGGGUUUCUGUCUCUCUAGAAGACAAUGAUCUGGAAGAUGUGGUAAAUCGCGAUAUAUAUGGAACAAGAAAUUUGAUGAGCUCUUGUGAAAAAUCAAGAAACACUGUGAAAAGGAUUGUUCUCACUUCUUCUUCAACCUCGGUCCGGUACUCUUAUGAUGCCACAAAAGCGUCUCCACUUAACGAGUCACACUGGAGCGAUCUCGACUACUGUAGAAGCUUCAAAAUUUGGUAUGGUUAUGCAAAGACUCUAGCGGAGAAAGAAGCUUGGAUAAUUGCAGCCGAAAAGAAUCUAAACCUAGUGGUCGUAAUCCCCACAUUUUGCAUCGGUCCAAUACUUAGUCCAAAACCCACAAGCUCCCCUUCAAUUUUUCUGUCCAUAAGCAAAGGUGUUCGUGGAGAAUACCCAAAUUUCCGAGGAGGGUUUGUGCACAUAGAUGAUGUAGCCGCUGCACAAAUGUUAGCGAUGGAAGACCCUAAAGCAUCAGGAAGAAUCAUAUGUUCAUCGAGUUCAGUGGCUCAUUGGUCAGAGAUCAUUGAGAUGCUAAGACCAAAAUACCCACAAUAUCCAUUUGAAACCAAGUGCGGUAGUGAAGAAGGGAGAAAUAUGCCUCAUAGCAUGGACACAACAAAGAUGAUGCAUCUUAUGUUGAUCUUGUUUAAGUUUAUUUAA